Messenger RNA from Jaminaea rosea, 672 nucleotides. RefSeq lists its product as hypothetical. The record is from RefSeq and is a predicted model, not a curated record. The coding region runs from base 1 to 672 and encodes 223 amino acids. NCBI's taxonomy places the organism in Eukaryota, Fungi, Basidiomycota, Exobasidiomycetes, Microstromatales. The transcript has a single exon.
AUGCCGUCUGUCGACCCACUACGAAACGCCGCUGCCAGCAACGCUUUCCAGCACCCACCCCAGCCAAUCUCCGUCGCCGCCCCUCCCAGCCGCGAUCUUUGGGCCGCCGCCGAGCGCCUCGAGCCGGCUGCUGUCCGGGCGAUUCUGGCGUCUAUGAAGCCGGCAUACGAGGAACUGGUUCUCGCCGCCGCUGCCAAGGAGGAUCACGAGCAGAAGCUGGGUCGCAGUCUCGACCGCCUUGAGGCCGCGACCUUCAAGGCAUCGUUCUUGCAAGUCCGCCUAGCAUACUCCCUCGCUAGCGUGACCAAAUACGUGCCGCCUGACCGUUCUGUCGCCCCCGUGGCCGCCAACACGGAGCCCAUGAUCUUCGGAUCGGGCAGGUGGAGCGGCAAGAUGCCCAAAAAGUUUGACUGGAGCGACGGGAUCCUCGAGGCACUCGAGGACCUUUGGCACGUCUUCUCGGAGAAUGAGGCAGAUGGCCUGAGGGACAUUACUUCCUUCCUUUGGAAGCAACACUUCAGAUGCGGCAAAGCGACGCCAGGCCUGCAGCGUGACGCGCAGACGGGCAAGAUCACGCACGUCCUGUGGGAGCCUUCCCUAAAGCAAGUUGCGGCCGCCGCCGACGUACGACUGGUCGCCCCCUCAGCCCGUCUCCAACGCCGCCCCUCCUAG